AUGGCACUAGCAGUAUCUGAUUCGCACCAAUUUUGGGGGCGAGGCAGAAAGUUAUUCAACUGCAGCUACGCCUUUCCAGGAGAAAGGGGAAACAUAGAUCCACGCCUCACCCAACUGAAUGAUUCAAAGCCUUUACGACGUGAGAGUGAGAAUUGGUUUAGGAAUUAUAUGCCGCCAGUGUUAAUGGAUUGGAGAAUCGGAGGCGAGAGUUGCAGCCGCGCACAACAGAGUCGUUCAACUUACGUGUGUGCAGAUAAUAGCGAAUGUGUUGAUUUUGGUUCUGAUGCUCAUGGCUACAAUUGCCGCUGCUUUCAAGGAUUUCAAGGAAACCCUUACCUGCCCUACGGAUGUCAAGUACAAAUGCAUUGUUGCUUGGCGUUUGAGGUUCCUCUCCUCGUAUACGAGUAUGUGCCUAAUGGGACACUUUUUGAUCUCAUUCAUCAAUCACAACUUCCAAUCUCAUGGAACAUGCGCAUAAAAAUUGCGGCCGAUAUAGCAGGUGCAGUGGCUUACUUACAUUUUGCAUCAUCUGUCCCCAUCUAUCACAGAGACAUCAAGUCCACCAACAUCCUUAUGGAUGAAAAGUACGUUGUUAAAGUGUCGGAUUUCGGAACAUCCAAAUUUGUUGCAGUAGACCAAACUCACCUGACCACGCUGGUGAAAGGUACAUUCGGAUAUUUAGACCCAGAGUAUUUCCAGACGAGCCAAUAUACAGACAAGGGCGACGUUUAUAGCUUUGGAGUAAUUCUUGUCGAGCUUCUAACAGGACAACGGGCCAUAUCGUUAGAUGUAUCACAAGAAAGAAAUCUAUCAACACGAUUUCUUGCAUGUAUGGAAGCAAACAAUCUUGAUGCCAUAAUAGAUACCCAAGUUUCCAAGCAAGCUAAGAUAGAAGAGGUGAUUGAAUUUGCAAGGCUUGCAAAAAGGUGCUUGAACAUCACAGGGAGAAUGAGGCCAAACAUGAAGGAAGUAGCAAGAGAAUUGGAAAGUUUGUCUGUGUCUCAACUCUCUGCAAAUGUUACACAUGCAAUUGAAGAAGCAAACAUGUAUGAAGCGAAGUCAGUUUUGGUUCCAAACAUUGAUUACACUGGGACAAGUGGUGACAGUGUCGCCUCGACAUCAGAUGCACAUCCUCUAAUGUCUACAAAAUUUUGA
Molecule: messenger RNA, 1155 nt
Organism: Salvia splendens (bonfire salvia)
Lineage: Eukaryota; Viridiplantae; Streptophyta; Magnoliopsida; Lamiales; Lamiaceae
Product: wall-associated receptor kinase-like 1
Exons: 3
Coding region: 1-1155 (384 amino acids)
Biological process (GO): cell surface receptor signaling pathway; protein phosphorylation
Cellular component (GO): plasma membrane
Molecular function (GO): ATP binding; protein serine/threonine kinase activity
Source: RefSeq, a predicted model, not a curated record